AUGAGGGGGUGUUCAUGUGCAUUUUCCACGUCGGUUUUGGUAUUCAUCAUAUUUACCAUAACACGUGAACGCACCAAAAGUCAAUUGCGCUGGGUGCAAGAUAUGGCCCUUAAUGUCACGCGGUCGGUCUGCACACCUAGACCACUGUAAACAUGUUUGAAACCGCAGAAGGUAUUUUACAACCCAGUUUUAAAUGAAGCAACAGCAACAUCAAAGGACAAUGAUGAAUGGCAAUAAAUCUUAUCUGAAUUAAUAACCUGUUAUCCUCUGUCAUUGAACCUGGAUAUUUUGCAAUCACAGCAUGUGCUCCUAAUAAAAUUCAGAUGGAACACUGACCUGCCUCCAUCCUGUAGUAACUACCACACUGAAAAUCACUUCUUAAGCCUCUGUGGAAAAAAAAAAACUUUUCAAUUUUCAAUUAUUCAAGUUAAUGUUCAGCAACAUCUACAGGUUGUCCCUUGAUAAAAAUGGGUUUAUUGGAUUCGUGAGAUGACAAUAUCACUUCCUUGUUGUAUUUGCCAGGAAAUCUUUGUCAUCAUUUGAUAAGAAAAGAUAUAAAUUAACAUUUGUUCUUUAGACACCAAGUAGGCUACACAAAACCUAUACCUUACUGGCUCAUGGAAAUGACUGUCUUUAUAAAAAUGUUUUUGGGGAUCCUUCUCAGUCUCUCACUGAGUUUAUGGUUCUGUGAUGCUAAAUCAAUGGGAGCUAUGUAUGUAAUACAAGAAACAGAAGCACCAUGUAUUAAUAUCAGUGAUACCAAUAGCAACCACGAGCUUGAAAAACUUCUCGACAGAAUUAAAUACGUUGCUCGAAGCUGCAAAGAAAUUCUUGACAAAUAUCAAGUUUAUGAGGAUGGCCUGUACUAUCUGAUCUCAUCAAGAGGGGUCCUUUACCAGACGUUCUGUGAUAUGACCACUGCGGGCGGAGGCUGGACGCUUGUGGCCAGUGUUCAUGAAAACAACAUGUAUGGAAAGUGUACUGUUGGUGACCGCUGGUCUAGUGAGCAGGGCAGCAACGCAAACCGGCCUGAUGGUGAAGGGACUUGGGCGAACAGAGUCAUAUUUGGAACUGCAGAGGCUGCUACAAGUGAUGAUUAUAAGAAUCCUGGAUACUUUGACAUUGCGGCACAGGAUGUGUCUGUGUGGCAUGUUCCUAAUAAUAUGGCGUUUGAACACUGGACCACUGCCUCCAUCCUGAGAUACCACACUGAAAAUCGCUUCUUAACUCUACAUGGAGGAAACCUUUUCCAUUUAUUUAAGAAAUUUCCUGUGAGGUUUGGAAUCGGGACAUGCAACAUUGAUAAUGGACCUGCUAUUCCAAUAGUGUAUGAUACUGGAAGUAAGGAUUCUACCAAACAACUGUACGGACCUAGUUCAAGAGGAAUAUUUGAUGCUGGAUUCAUCACAUUCAGAGUCUUCAAUACUGAAAAGGCAGCCAUGGCUCUUUGUUCGGGGGUUAAACCAACCGGCUGCCAUACUGAACAUUUCUGUAUUGGUGGAGGUGGACACUUCCCUGAGGCGGUCCCUAUGCAGUGUGGAGACUUUACUAGUUUUGACGUCAGUGGCUAUAGUACUCAUAGAGAAUGGAGUGCUUCCAGAGAGAUAACUGAAGCAGCUGUACUUCUUUUCUAUCGCUGACACUCUAAAACUAAAAUGACCUGCUUCUUUUUCUUCUCUCUUGAGAUAUCACAUUUAUUAACAUCUGAUUGUUAUAUGGACAAUUCUUUUUUUAAAGAUAUAUACUUUAUAUGGGUCUGUGAUCUAAGAAAGUUACAUUUGUUCUGUUGGAAUUUUAGGUAAACAUGUUUAUGUGUUUGUUACUAAUAAAAAAAAAAUUGUCGUUGACGAGCAGAUUCUGCUAGUUUUUAAAUGCAUACCCAGUACUGUAUACUUUAACUGUAUACUGUUUCUUUUUACAAAUGUUCAAAAAUGGAGAAAAAAAAUAAUAAUCUAAUGGAUUUCCACAUACUGAAACAUUUACAAAACAUUCACAUUUGUUCAUAUACCAAACACACAUAGCAAUUACUGUAAGAUCUAUUGAAACAUUCAUCAUUUCAUCUCAUGUCACACUCAUUCUUUUUCAAAAUUCUUUUUUUAGAGAUUAUUUUGGACAAUAAUAGAAGGGUAAAAAUGGCAG
Molecule: messenger RNA, 2139 nt
Organism: Pimephales promelas (fathead minnow)
Lineage: Eukaryota; Metazoa; Chordata; Actinopteri; Cypriniformes; Leuciscidae
Product: intelectin
Molecular function (GO): oligosaccharide binding
Source: RefSeq, a predicted model, not a curated record